Molecule: messenger RNA, 1498 nt
Organism: Salvia splendens (bonfire salvia)
Lineage: Eukaryota; Viridiplantae; Streptophyta; Magnoliopsida; Lamiales; Lamiaceae
Product: histone-lysine N-methyltransferase ATXR4
Exons: 7
Coding region: 60-1133 (357 amino acids)
Cellular component (GO): nucleus
Molecular function (GO): protein binding
Source: RefSeq, a predicted model, not a curated record
UUUGUAUUUCGAUCUUCUUCAGUUAGUUCACCAAACCAAGUCCAACCAAGAAUAGAUAAAUGUCGCGCUUACUCCGUUUCAGCCGUCAGGCUUUCGAUCUCAAAACCCUCCACCACCGCCGCGCCGGAGCUCAGCCGUUCCUCUCAUCCUUCUCCAAUUCCGCCACUGAAUCGGCCGGCGCUGCCUCCGAACCGAAGCCGCCUCCUUACAUUCCGCCUCUCAUUGGCAUCCAGCUCACCAAGCAUGCGGGCCGCGGCGCGUUUGCGCUACAGCGUAUCGCCUCCGGCGAGGUCCUCCAUUCCGCCAGACCUAUUCUCGCGCACCCGUCCCUUUCCAUGAUCAACUGCGUUUGCUAUUACUGUCUCAGGCGCCUCCCGAAACGGGGCGGCACUGCCGAAGCUCAUCACACGGUGUCGUUUUGCAGCGAACAGUGCGAACAAACUUCCAAGAAGUUUUACGAUGUUGAGAAGCAGAUAGACUGGUCGAGAUUUCAUGAAUACUGCCGACAGAAGGGUCUAAAAUAUCCUCUUAUUAUGAAGAGAUUUGCCUGUCAAGUUAUCGCUGGUAACAUUCCUACUGACAUUUUGGAAUUACUCCAAGGGGAGGAUUUGUCUGAUAGAGCUCAUCUGAUAAAAGAGGAAUUUGCCCUGCUGAGGAGUACUCUGGAAGAUGCAGAUAUAAAGGUAGAGAGGCAGAAGAAGAAGAACAUGGAUGAAGGGAAGGGCCCAAUUGUUGAUGGAGAGGCGGAGGAGCCGCUGUCAUUUCUGACUGAAGAAUGGUAUACUGAUGUUUUGGGACGAAUACGCAUCAAUGCCUUUCGUGUUGAACUGCCUGUACAGUCACAUGAAGAUCUCCUUUCUUCAGCAGCUGCAACUGUAGAAGGAGAAGCUGCUGUUGGAAAUGCCAUGUAUAUGCUUCCAUCCUUUUACAACCAUUCUUGUGAACCUAAUGUAAAUAUUGUAUGGAGCGACAGUGCAGAAGGAAAGAUGGUGGCUUUGCGUGACAUCGAAAAAGCGGAAGAGGUGCGGAUAUGCUACCUUGAUGCCAGCAUGGGUUAUGAGGCUCGGGCAAAAAUCCUGUACGGAGGAUAUGGUUUCGUAUGUGACUGCCCCAGAUGUGUUGCAAAGGAGUGAAGUCUACUGGAGAGAGUUGCAGGGAAAGGGAAACUUGCCAUAUUCGAGACGCGAUCUAUUAAUUGGUGAGCUUUUGUAGCUCUCUUGGUGGAAUAUAUGAAACAGCUAGGCAAGUUUUUUUCUCUCAAUAAUGAGUUUAGCGGCCAAAUAUUGCGAAAAAAAGUUUAGAAACCAUAUGUUGUGAUUCUUCAUUUUGAUUUAUUAGAUAAUCAAUUCACGAGCUUAGUAGAUUGUUGUGGAAUUAUAUAUGUUUGUAUCAAAUCAUGCUUAUAUAGGAUCAUAUUUUUUUCCUUAUGUAUAUAUGGAGUUAUACUCUCUGUACAAUGGAGUAUGUCACAAUUCCAAAUAACAUUUCCUUAUCCAAA